GCUCUGCGGGGAGGCGGCUGCCCGAGCGGGGCCGCCCCCGCGCCUCUCCCGCCGCCCCGCGCCGCCUGGACCACUGGGAAGAUGGAUGGGCACGUCCUGGGAUGGAUCGUCCUCCUGUGGCUCGCAGCUGAGGUGGAAGGGUUGCAGGUCACUGUGCCUGAGAAGAAGAAGGUGGCCAUGUUAUUUCAGCCUGCUCUGCUUCGCUGCCAUUUCUCUACUUCUUCCACCCAACCAGCUGUGGUACAGUGGAGGUACAAAUCCUACUGCCAGGACCGGAUGGGAGAAGCUCUGGGCAUGGUGACUUCUGGUUUGCAAACAAUGAGCAAGAGGAACCUGGACUGGGAUCCCUACCUGGACUGUGUGGACAGCAGGAGGACAGUCCGUGUCGUGGCCUCCAAACAGGGAUCUGCCGUCACCAUAGGAGACUUCUACAAGGAAAGAGAUGUCAGCAUUGUCCAUGAUGCAGACCUGCAGAUUGGGAAGUUGAUGUGGGGAGACAGUGGCCUCUAUUACUGCCUUAUUAUCACACCAGAUGAUGUGGAGGGCAAGAAUGAAGAAUCAGUGGAGCUGCUUGUGCUUGGCAGGACAGGGCUGCUUGCUGAUCUCUUGCCCAGUUUUGCUGUGGAGAUUAUGCCAGAGUGGGUCUUUGUGGGCCUGGUGAUCCUGGGGGCGUUCCUGUUCUUCCUCCUGGUGGGGAUCUGCUGGUGCCAGUGCUGCCCGCACAGCUGCUGCUGUUACGUCCGCUGCCCCUGCUGUCCUGAGUCCUGCUGCUGUCCCCGGGCGCUGUAUGUAGCAGGCAAAGCAGCAAAAGCUGGGUACCCUCCUGCAGUCUCCACCAUGCCAGGUCCAUACUACAUCCCCAGUGUUCCUGUAGCUGGUGUCCCAUCUCCUGCUGUGCUGAGGGAUAAGUCACACCCCCCUCCCUUAGCCCCAAGCGAGGCCAGCGGAGGAAGCCAAAAUGCAGUGCGCAAAGGGUACAGGAUCCAGACUGACAAGGACAGGGACUCCAUGAAGGUGCUGUACUAUGUCGAGAAAGAAUUGGCUCAGUUUGACCCGGCUAGGAGGAUGCGAGAACGAUAUAACAACACAGUCUCUGAGCUGAGCUCGCUGCACGAGGAGGACCUGAACUUCCGCCAGCCCUACCGGCAGGCGCGGAGGAAACCUCUGCCCCCCGCGGGGGACAUGGACGGCGACGCCGAGUACUGGGCAGGAGUCGUGGGCGGGGGCAGCACCUCCAGAUCACAGGCUGUGUCUGAUUACAGGGACGAGCGGGACAGCUACUGGCACAGCCAGCAGAGAUCCAAGUCGGAGAUGCUGUCCCGUAAGAGUUUCUCCGUGGGAGUGCCGGCCGUGUCUAUGGACGAGCUGGCGGCCUUUGCCGAGUCCUACAGCCAGCGGCCGCGGCGGGCGGACAGCCAGGAGAUGCGGCGCUUCGAGCGCUCCGAGUCGCACGGCGGGCGCGGCGGGGGGCUGCCCCACCAGGACAGCUCCAUGGAGGAAUACUACACCAAGCGCUGCCGGGGCAAUCGGGAGCCGCCGACGGACUCGGAUCGGGGCUGGUCCUACAGCCCGCCCCGGAGACGGGCCCACGAGGAGAAGCACCUUCCCAGGCUGGUGAGCCGGACGCCCGGAGGGAGCCAGAAAUACGAUCACUCCUACCUCAGCAGCGUCUUGGAGAGGAAAUCCCGGAGCUACGACGAGAGCGGCGACCAUUGCGCCACCCCCUCGAAGCUGAGCUCGCAGCCCAGCCAGAGGGGAGGGAGCACGUACUACGCCUGGUCGCCGCCCUCCACCUACAAAGCCGAGAAGUCGCAGCCGCCGCCGCAGCAGUCGUCGUCCCCCGAGCAGGACGAGGAGGAGGAGGAGGACAGCCUGCCUCCCUACAGCGAGAGGGAGCUGAGCCGAGGCCCUUCCUACAGGGCCAGGGAACAGGCCUACCUCAAUGCCUCUGACAAGAAGAGGAAAAAGGACCCCAAGAAAACAGUGAGGCCAUGUCUGGUGGUCCUGGUCCAAAUAGGCUGAGCGGAGAGCCACCAGGCAGGGGUUACUAACCAGAGUCGACGGGCAAGGGGGUUUUCCGGGACGGUAGCACCUGGAGUCUGGGUGUCACUCCCUGUGGGAAGCGGGCAAGGAACUGUGGGGGUAGGAAGCCAGAAGGGAUAAUACAACAGCUCCUACACAGGAGUCCGUGAUGGAGGGGAAAGCCAGAUGUGCCUGGGACUGGGGACGUGAGGGAUGUCUUUGGCAUCUGUGGCCUGGUAAUCCAAGGUGGUGGGAGUUUAUCUAGAGUUCAGGAGGAUCAUUGUAGGGAAGUUACCCAGGCCUUACAAAAAUUAUAGGGCUUUGCUUUGGCUUUGAUCCUUAAGGAUCAAAGGGUUAAAGAAGGGUUGUGAGGCUCUUGUUCUUCUGGACUGGACAGGGCUGGUAGGAGGGGAUGAUGUAAGAGAUGUCUUUCUGAAAGGGGUGAGAUCACAGACUCCCGUGGAUGUGUGGGCCCAUGGGCUUCGUGGGGGCCAUUCAUGCCAAAAGCAAUCCUCACCCAGGAUACCAGCAAGUGCAAAACAUCCUGCCACGGUCCAAGCUGGUCAGGACUGAUGAGUGCAUGGUUGUUCAUGGGGAUCUUCCCCAUCUAACCCAGCUGGGGAAGUCUGCACCGUGAGGGAGACCUUAUCAUUAGAGUCUGUAGGAGAGAAUAUUGGAUUGUGAGUGGACAAAGCUGUUGCUGUUUAGUUGUGUCUCUGUCAAAGUGUUGUCUGUCCCUUUGUCUGUUCCAAUGAGAGCUUUCCUGUUGACAUUUAGUCUUCUCUCUUUCCUCUCAGAAUGAUUUUCCAACAAGGAUGUCCCUUGUGGUUUGAAGUUGUUGUGGACCUGUCAUGUUGAUGGGCUGGAUAUCAUGACGUGACUGCAGUGGAGAAGAUGCAGAGCAACAAGCAAGGCAUGUCUCUGUGAACCACCUUUGCAGCCAUCAGCCAUGGACUAUUUCACCUUUUUGUUUCAUCCAGGGGAGCUGAGGCUUCUGUAAAAGACAGGUCCCCACGGACGGCACUUGAUCUCAGAGGCUCUGGGAGUCUGCCAGGAAAAUGAGGCUAGGGCUCUCUUUGGCACCCUGUUUUCCAGUGCCCUCCACUCUGCACUGGAUGGCAGCCACGUCCCUGCUGCCCCUGCAGCCCUGAACUACGAGUGAGGCUGCCUUUGUGCCUCUUGCCCUGUCCCAUGUGCAGAGGGAGGCGUGCGUACCUCUUGCUCUUUCUGUCUCCUCAGUUCUCUUGAUCAAAAUUGUCUCUGUACUUAAAGCCUAUCUGUACCACCCCCAUGCUGGGAGGAGGCCUUAUCCUUACACCUGCAGACUGCCUCCAGCUGAUCAGGCCCUAAACCACGAGAGAAAACCCACAUCCUUUCAGACACUGUAAGGAAAUGACUGAUGACAUGUUACCUUGAUAAGGGCUGAAUGGGGAAAGUGACUAUUACGGUUUGUUUAAUAUAUUUAGUUCUGUUCGUUGUGUGAUGAGAGUUGCAGGUGAGAUUGAUGUAUUGUUUUGAAAGUGGGUCAAAGUAGCUUUUAUUGUGAUGAGAGCAUGAUUUGUUUCCCCCCUGCCCCCAACUGUGUUGUUUUCAUGCUGUUGCAAUUUCCUUGCAGCUCAACUGUGACCUUGUAGAGUUUCAAGCUGGAGUACCUACUCCACGGUUUUAAAAGCAGUGCUCUAGCCUUCCUAGUGCUCUGCUUCCAGCACCACCAGACACCUCUGCCACUCUAAUGAGUGGCCCUUUUGUUUCAAGGAAGCAAAAAGGGGACAGUCUCAGUGAGAGGGCAGCUGCAGACCUUCAUCCUGUGCCACUGGUAUCACUCCUGUCUGGGAAUAGUUUCCCAGAAGAAACUACUACUGAAGAGAGCGGUAACAUCAGUGGGAAAAGAAUAAGCACUGUGGAUGGGUACAAGCUUUGCAAGUCACCCUUUUCACUUAAAGCCAUUCCAUUCACUUUGGCUGGGAUGUGGUUGGUUUUAGUGGCUGUUGUCUCAGGAAUAGCUUUAUUUAGAAGUGAGAGCUUCACACCAUUUGGAAGCCUGACAUUCUGGUUUUCCUAGGGUAUUAUGCAGUCAUUUAUUUAGCUGCUAAAAUCAUCAUGUGAGGGAAGAUGAUGGGAACAUUUUAAGGUCCAGUAUCUUGAUCCCUUUUACACCUAGAAACAACUUAGUGUCUUGUUGUGUUAUGGACAUUAUCGGCCUCUGAAACAUCUUUGUUGUUCCUCUGCGAAUUUGGGAGGCUGUCUGGCCCCAGAUGCUCAUACUGGCACUACUGUUUGGAACACAAGGUAUGUUAACAUCACUGCAGUUCUCCAUAAAAAUGAAAGAUUAAUUUCUGUAUUACUCCUUUGCCGAUAGUUCACCCACCAGGAAUGGUCAGGGGAGAGGAAAAAUAAUCUCCAUAGAUUUGAUGCCAGUUUUCCUGUGAGAAGGUGAAUUGAUGAAAAGAUGACAUUCUUCUCCCACACUCCUCUAGUAGUGACUGUAGUUUUGGAAAUCCCAGUCCUGGGUCUUCCUGGCCAGAGAGGGAUUAGCCAGCAGGAACAUGCAGUUGUGGAAUAGCAGAAUUGUUUGUGCAGGAGGUAGCCUUUAAAAAUGUCAAGAUUUAAAGUUUCAACCUUCUGCCAUGGGAAGGGACAUCUUCCACAUAUGAGGUUGCUCAGAGACCCAUCCAACUGGACCUUGAGCACUUCCAGAGAUGGGACAUCUGCAGCUUCUCUGGGCAAUCUGUUCCAGUGUCUCAUCACCCUCACAGUAAAGAAUUUCUUCCUUUUAUCUAAUCUAAAAUUACCCUCUUUUACAUGAAAAUCAAUGCCCUGAUAAAAAGUCCAUCUCCAGCUUUCUUGUAGGUCCCUUUAGGCACUGGAAGGCUCUAAGGUCUCCACAGAACUUUCUCUUCUCCAGGCUUAACAGCCCAAACUCUCCCAGCCUGUCUUUAUGAAAGAGGUGUUCCAGCCCCUCUGACCAUUUUUGUCUCCCUCCUCUGGACCUGCUCUAACAGGUCCAUGUCUUUGUGUGGAUGCCCCUAGAUUUGAACACAGUACUCUGUGUGGGGUCUCAAGAGAAUGGAAGAGAGGGAAAUUCCACUCCUUGGCCUGCUGGUCGCUCACCUGAUACAGCCCAGGACAUGGUUGGCUUUCUGGGCUGCGAGAGCACGUGGCUGGCUCGUGUCCAAUCCUCAUCCACCACUUUAAAAAUCAUAGAAUCGUAGAAUGGUUUGGAAGAAACCUUAAGGACCAUCUAGUUCCCCAGGUCCUUCUCAGUCUCGCAGUGCAUCCUUCCCCCAGUGUGUAUCAAUACCAGGGGUUGCCCUGACUCAGGAGUAGCGCCCCGCACUUGGCUGUGUUGAACUUCACGAGGUUCCCGUGGGCCCACUCCUCAAGCCUGCCCCAGGGUCACUGUGGAUGGCGUCCCUCGCCUCCAGUGACUCCAUGGCAUCAUCCAGCUUGGUGUCACCCACCAAGGCUGCCGAGAGGACACUCAGUCCCACUGUCUGUGCCAUGAAUGGAGGUGGAACAGUGUCAGCCUUGGUGCAGGCCCUGGAGGGACACCACUUGUUACUGAUACCCUUUUGGACACUGAGCCAUUGACUGAUGGUCUGGGUGUGGCCGGCCAGCCAAUUCCUUGUCCAUCAAGUAGUCCAUCCAUCAAACCCAUCUCUCUCCAGUUUAGAAACUAAAUGUUGUGUGGGACUGUGCCAGAGGCCAGAAGUCAAGGUGCAUGACACCAGAGGGAUUUUCUUUAUCCACCAGUGCAGUCACUCUGUCAUAGAAGGUCUCCAAGUAAGCAGGCGUGAUUUGUCCUUCAUGAAGCUAUGCCAGCUGUCUUUAAUCACUUCUCUCCCAUCCAUAUGUCUUGAGAUGGCUUCCAGGAGGAUCACAGAGGUGAGGCUGAUUGGUUGAAAGUUCCCAGGACCGUGUUCUUUUUAUCCCUUUAAAACGAGUCUGAUAUUUCCCUUUUACGAGUCACUGGGGACCUGACUGCCUGAAUGCAGUGACUUUUCAAACACGGAGAACAACUUAGCAACUGCAUUUACCUUCUACCUGUAUUAUGGCUGGUGAGACCAACAUUUUAAGUGUUUUCAUUUUUUUUUUUUUUACCAUUAAUUGUGUGUUCUUAGGAAAACCACAGCACAGUUAGCAGGAGGUGGGCAGGUGGCUGCUUUCUGAGGUCUCUGAGGCCUGGAGAAAUCUAGAGAGCUACACUACAUGCUGUUUUAAAACAUUUCAUUCCUGACAUAUGAGGAUUCUAGCAAGUUGAUGUUUUGUUAGUCUGAAAACUUUGGCAACCCCUGUGCCAUGAAUUUCAAGGGCGCUUAGCCUGCUAUAGUUUCCAUCCGACCCAGGAAACAGGUGACGUAGAAAUUUGAAAGUGCAUCUGGCUAUGCCAGAAAGGGGCCAAACCAGUGCUUUUACAGUCUCUGAAUACCUCUAUCAUUUAAAUCAUACUGAAAGCCUGAGCAUUACAAUCUCCUCAUUUCAGUUAUGUUCUGUCCCUUAUCUCAGUCACUGUAGUUUAUUUGAUCAAGCCCUCAGGAAUGAGUUGUGUGUAUUAAAAACACAAGUCUUC
This is a messenger RNA of Hirundo rustica (Barn swallow), 6592 nucleotides long. RefSeq names its product immunoglobulin like domain containing receptor 2 (gene ILDR2). The coding region runs from base 82 to 2022 and encodes 646 amino acids. Gene Ontology annotation, biological process: pancreas development. Lineage: Eukaryota; Metazoa; Chordata; Aves; Passeriformes; Hirundinidae. Gene Ontology annotation, cellular component: membrane. The transcript has 9 exons. The record is from RefSeq and is a predicted model, not a curated record.